Molecule: messenger RNA, 1410 nt
Organism: Anopheles funestus (African malaria mosquito)
Lineage: Eukaryota; Metazoa; Arthropoda; Insecta; Diptera; Culicidae
Exons: 2
Coding region: 880-1290 (136 amino acids)
Biological process (GO): proteasome assembly
Source: RefSeq, a predicted model, not a curated record
AGACACGAACAAAUGACAUUCUUGUAGAAGGUCGAUAACAUCUUGUGUUACCAAGGUGUAUGGUGGGAUUUGACAUAAGUGCGCAUUUCGCGGAUACGCUUAAAAUUGACCACGUUAAUUGUGUUGUGAUGGAUUUGAUCUACUCCGGAAUAUUUAGAAUGUGAAACAGAAUAAUUUUGUUUUAUCAAUGCGAUAAUAGCAAACAAAUCGCUCGAUGAUGAUCAAACAAAAAGCGCGGUAUUGUUGUGCGUGAUCCAACCUUGUGUGCGUGUGUGUGUCAGUUGUUUUGGACGGAGCGUUUGUUGUGCUUGAAUUGGAAAAGGUAGAACGAUCGAAUUUACGAAACCAUUUCAACAAACCAUCCUCGAAUCGGGAAGGAGGAAAAACGGUCACAUCACGCCGGUUGAUGGUAGUGACUACCGGGAACGUGAAACCAACGGGAAGGGAAUAUUUUCGCAAAUUUGCCAGCAACUACACACGAAGUGUGUGAGGCCAUCAGAAAAAUUUGGGACGUGUACGAGUAACCUUUUGCCCUUUCAUCCGGUAUCCGGGACGACGGAAUGAAGUGUUUACAAAUGCGGCGAUAACACACCCGGUACGGUGGCUAGGCAUAGAGAACUUGAACGAGGUUUCAAAUUUCAUGCAAACUAACCUGAUAGACAUCCCCCGUACGGCACACAAUACAGUUCAGGUGUGUGCACCAUCGUGUUGUGUAUUAAAGCAAUCGAUCGUACCCGUCUAUGUGGGUUUGUUUUUAAUGCAAACAUCAUUUGCAACACACCCACGCGCUCAGUAGAACAGGGCGCACAUUAGCAAAGUACCACCGGAAAGGUGACGAACGCAGUGCCUGAAAAUUCGGAAUCCCGCACCCUUAUCAGAAUGACCGCAACCAGUACAAACGAACCGGCGGCUUUCGAUCACAUCGAAACGAUUAUUAUUGAGGGACAGCCGACCGAUAUUGUGUACCACCGGUUUGCGAAUAAGCUGUUCCUCAUCAUCACCCAACACCAGAAGAUGGCCAACGUGUAUACAGUACGAAGCCACGCGCACAACGACCUGAGUGGAGACGAUAGUGCCACUUCCGGUACACCGACAGACGGUUCGAAUCGAAUCUACACCAUAAAGCACACGUUCGGUGCCAGUUCGGAUGAGGCGGAGGCGGCCAUCCGUUACCUGAUGAACUUCAUGCAGCAGAGCGAAGAGAUAGUCAUUACUCUAGGACUGCGGCAGAUCGAUAAAGCAACGCUGGACCAAAUCGGAGCCCAACUGCGGAAGAUUGUGUUGAAGUAGGGAGUAGAAAGAGUUGCAGGCAUACUGCUCAUUGGUUUACUGUUUCGUUCUUAAGAGUUCCUUAAAUAAAUACGUAUACGUUCACGUGUGGCGCCACUUUGGAGAUAAGCUUUAGGUAAA